Clupea harengus (Atlantic herring) is the source of this 5873-nucleotide messenger RNA. RefSeq names its product biorientation of chromosomes in cell division 1-like 1 (gene bod1l1). NCBI's taxonomy places the organism in Eukaryota, Metazoa, Chordata, Actinopteri, Clupeiformes, Clupeidae. The transcript is spliced from 33 exons. The coding region runs from base 146 to 5320 and encodes 1724 amino acids. The record is from RefSeq and is a predicted model, not a curated record.
CAGUUUCCGUGAACCGGUAGUUGACCAAGUGCUUCCGGCUAUUAUGUCGUCCAACAAAAAUGGCGGUGUAAAUACUGUUUUGAGCAGGUUUCGAAUGACAGAAAAUUAAUGCACUACUAUUUGCUUUUUAUUCCUCUCUCUACUCAUGGCUGGUUUACCUCCGGGAGACCCGCAGCUGGUCUCUAUGAUCGUUAAUCACUUAAAAACUCAAGGUCUUUUUGAUCAGUUCAGGAGAGACUGCUUAGCCGACGUGGAUACAAAGCCUGCUUAUUUGAACUUGAGGCAACGUGUGGACAACUUUGUGUCAAAUCAUCUCUCGAACCACACAUGGAGCCCUCACCUCAACAAGAACCAACUGAGAAACAACAUCAGACAAUUAGUUCUGCAAUCUGGAAUGCUCGAGCAGGGAGUGGACAGGAUUGUGGCUCAAGUGGUGGAUCCAAAAAUCCACCACAUUUUCCGGCCACAGGUUGAGAGGGUGGUCCGGGAGUUCCUAUCCCCUGGGAGCCAUGUUGAGGAACCCCCAGCAUAUUAUCCUCAAGGGGAAGACCUCCACCUUCCACCUUCAGCUGUGAUGUCAGCACCAGGCACUAGUGCAAAUGCCAUGUCUAUCCUGGACACCAUCAGCUCCCUGAACCAGGACGCAAGUACUCGAGCGGGCGGGGAGAAGGGACAGGAGGGGGAGCUGGACCUAGACGACGCUGUGCUGAAUGGCAGCACCGGGGAACAAGACAUGAGCCUCGUGGAGGAUGAGGAAGAGGAGGGAGAGGCGGUGGAGAGUCAGCCCGAAGAGGAGCAGGAAGAGGGCGAGAAGCCCGCGCUGGAUGUGUUCAGCACCGAGAUAAAAACUGAGGUCGUGAGCGAAGAGAUGGACAUAGACAGAGAGGCGGAGAGCGAGGAGGUGAAAGGGGAGGAGGAGGUAAAGGAGGACCCGGCCGAAGAGGAGAGGGAGAUUAAAGAAGAGGAGGGCAAGGACAAAAGCAUGAGUAGAUCUCCCUCUAAGACUGCAGAAGAGGCACUGAGCAGAGAUCAGGACACGAGCAAGACCAUUAAUGAGAAACAGAACAUGCGACAGAAAGCCAGAGAAAGGCUCAAAGAAGAAUACUCCCUGGAGGAUUCCGAUCUGGAGGGUCUGAGUGACAUCACAGUGAGCUCUGUCCACACGAGUGACCUUUCCUCCUUUGAGGGCGAGAGUGAUGGGGAGCCUCAGGCAUCCGAUUCCACAGAGGAGGGCGAGAUCACAUCUGAAGAUGAGAAAGCAGAGGAGACGAAAGCCAGCGCUGACGACGGCGAGGAGAACAAGGAGCGCAAGCCUGGGGCUCGUCGGCAAGGCUACGUGCACAAACCGUUCCUCUACUCUCGUUACUAUAGCGACUCAGAUGAUGAAGACACUGUUGAGCAGCGCCGGCGGUCUGCGGCCAAAGACAAAGAGGAGAGACUGCUGAAGCGGCAGCAGAACCGCGAACGCUACGAAGAGAAAAGGAGGAACAAACAGUUUCAGAUGGAAGAGCAAGCUGAAAAGAAGGCCGUGGAUGACGCACAGAGACCCAGGGCCAAGGAAGCGUGCAAGGAAAAGAAGGUGCUGGAAAAGAAGGUGGCCCUCAGCAGAAAGCGAAAGAGAGAUUCAAGGAAGGAGGGUGAUACUGGAAACAGAAAGAAGGGUGAUUCAGAAGGGGAUGCAAUGAAGAAAGAUGACUCUCAUAAAGUGGGCACCUCAAGGGGCCUGCCUUCAAAGUCUCUGAGGAGGGUCUCGGAGUCCUCUGUGUCCGACGAGGCCCACAGGAGGAAGAGCAGCAGUGUCUCGGAGGAGCCUGGUGAGCCCAGGAAGCUGUCGGACAAAAACCGCACGCAUUCUUUCAUUCUGGAUCUGGAGCAGGGGUCCGACGAGCUGCUCCGACAGAGGCCCUUAGGCAAGUUUGAACGACAUUCGCGCAAAGACCAGCACCCCAAAGAUCGCAAAGACAAGGAGAGGGAGCGCAGCGUCUCCGAUGAAUCUGUUAAAAUCAAGCAGAAACCUGAGAAGAAAGCAGAGACGCACGGCGAUGAGAGCUCGCAGAGGGAAGGGCCUGAGGCAAAGGCCUCGUCAUCUGAAGACAAAGGGGAGAAGAAGAGCUCAAAGCUGAAAGUUGAAAAGAAGAGGUCCUCUGUGUCUGAAGGGUCUGCUGUGGAGGAAGGGCAGAGAGAUGUCGGGUCAAAGAAGAUGAAGUCUCCCACAGCGGAAGCCGUGAAAGACAAAGAAAAGGAGAAAGAAAGGACCAAAGGAGAGAAGGUGGCGGGUAAAAGCGAUCCCAGGCAGCCCCUUCAUCCUGAUUCCACUGGAUCCUCGGAAGAGAGAUCUGACCUGGAGCUGGGGUCGGAAGGGAUCAGGAGAAAGGACAGAUUUCUCAAGGAGGGCCUGAAACGAUCAAGGAGUAUGACUGAUACAAAGCAUGUAGAGAAGCACAGGUCCAGGCUCGACAGCAAGGACUCUGACAAGGAGAAGUCGAAAGGAGCUCUCAGCUCGCCCGAGCGGCAGAAGCCCACCUCUGAAACGGAGGGAGAACCUCGGCGCAGCAGAGAUGCUGAGCCGGGAUCAUCGAAGGGGAAAAUUCUGUCCGAGAAAUCAAGGUCCAAGUCGAGAGAGGAAUCAAAAACUCCAACACAAUCCAAACCGGACAAGAAAGCUUCAGGUCAAGACACUAAGAGUAAAGCUGCUACCUCAGUCAGUAAAACGGACUCAACGAAGGAGAAGAAGAAAUAUGGUGGUGCCAAAGAGGAGAAGAAGCCCUCGGAGGAACUUUCCACCGAAAAAUCGCAGGAGACCAAGAGCGCAAAGAAACCGAGUGAAAAGAAGGCCAAAGAUCCUGAGAAGAAGGGAGACACACUUGCUGACAGGAGAGGAGGCAAAGCAGUGGACGUGGCUAUGGGUUCCCCUCUUUCUCCAGUCAUGGCUAUGGGUUCCCCUCUUUCUCCAGUCAUGCCUGAGAUCCCUGAGACGCCUGACUCUGCAAAGGCCUCAGAGCCCAAAGAAUCAAGCGUGGAGGUAGACCCCACCGCUGCCACCAGUACGCCUCCAGCCACCGGUGUUGUUGCCGUUUCUGACGACGCCUUUGAUGCCCUGAGUGACAUCACCCCAGAGCCUGAGGAUGAGGAUGUGGCCACACGGCUCGUCGAAUGUGAGGAAGAGCCGAGGCCCCUGCCAGCCGAGGCUGCCGCCCUCCUGAGCCUGAUGGAGGUGUGUAGCUCGGCAGAGAGAAGCUUCGUCACGGAGACGGAGCCAGAGCCAGAGCCAGAGCCGGAGCCAAUGUCUGAAGUGACUCCAAUUGCAGGGUUGUCAUUACAGGAAGCUGACUUGAAAAUGAAGGAAGCAGCCCUCACUCUGCUGUCCAUGGACCCUGACAUGAUUCUCUCGCCGAGUUUGAUUAACAGUCACAUGACCCCUGUUGCUACGGAAGCCAUCACCCCACCUGAGGAACAGGCCACACCUACCGUUGGGCAGGCUGGGGAGGAGUCAUUGGUCGAUUCUUCUGGAAAUGUUCAGGGAGCUGAAAGUACCCAACCAUCACAGGAGAUGCCUGCAGACGAACAUGUACAUGGUGAAGAUGUCUCUGACAGCAUUGUGGCCCCAGUAGAAUCGACUGUGGUUAACCCAGAAGAAACUACACCAAAAGAUGACGCAGCAGAGGAACGCAUGGAGGAAGAAAAGCCCUCUGCUGCCACCUUGGCCUCUCAGGUCACUUCUGCAACUACACCAUCACAGAACAUAGAGGUGGGUAACGAAGAAGUGAGAAGUGAGAACGACCAAGACUCCCAGAGCGCCUCAGCUGAUGUGAGCGCAGAUGCAACUAAACCGAAGGGUAGACGCAGAAGGCCGUCCAGCCAGUCUUUGGCCUCUCCAUCAGAGACCUGCUCGACCCUUACUGUGUCUGACAUCACUGAAGUGGCCCUGGCAGACUCCACCGAGAAUGAAGCGGCCCCCAGCAGUACAGACGAAGAGGCCCCCAGUGAAUCUGCGGUCACAGAGUCUGAGAAGUCUGAGAAGGACCAGACAGAACAUGACGUCUCUAAGCAGGAUGAACCCUCACAGAAGACAAGUGUUACUCCCGAUGAAACUCCUCAGGUGAUGACAGGCCCAGAGGCUGUGUUACAGGACCUGCCUGAGGAAGCACAGGUGACCAGAGGAACACGGAGGGGUCGCCAGGCCAGACUAGUCAAACAGUCCAGCAGCGCCUCUCAGUCUGACGGUCAAGAGGAGGAGAGGGGGUCAGAUGUGUCAGAGAUGGAUGACAAAUCCGAGGGCAGAGUGACCCGCAGAGGAAGACGGAGCGCCGCAGCAGCAGCCAAGGACUCCAGUAAAUCAAAGGCAGAGAAGGAGGGCAGUGGCCAGAGCGACAUGAAAUUAGCGACAGAACAACAGGUAGAGCCGGACCCCGAGAGUGAGAAGGCGCCAGAGGCCCCAGAGGCGCCAGAGCCAGAGGCCCCGCGCAGGGGACGCUCGUCCAGGGCCACCGCCCCACCCUCUGAAAGCCAACAGGAGGAGCAGGGAGGAGAGGAGGCGCAGAAAGAGACUGAGAAGGAAGAGGAGACCCCUGUCACUAGAGGCAGACGCUCUGGAGCCCAGACCAAAGAAGCUCCCACAGGUAGGACUGGUCUGAAGAGGAAAAGGUCUGAAGAAACAGAGGAUUCUGGGGAGGAGGUGCCUGCUGAGGAGAAAAUGACCUCCGAUGGAGCAGAGGGGGAGUCUUCCAGCCAGCCCUCUGAGGAGGCCACUGGUGAGACGUCUCAUGAUGUCUCAUCGAGUCUGCCUGAAGGUCACGAGGAGAGCAAGCAGGAGAGCGCAGCAGAAAUGAAAUCUGAUAAUUUGGCAAUGUGGGAACAACAGGGAGAGGAGUCAGAGAAGCCCCAGAAGAGGACACCUCGCAGGGGGAGGCCAGCCAAGGCAGCAGCUGCUUCCACGGAGGACACAGACAAGGCUGCACCUGAGAAGAAAACCAAGAAGGGAGAGGAGCAGGAAGGAGAGCAGAAAGAGGAAGAGGAGGAGGAGGAGGGGGAGGAGGAAGAGGAAGAAGAAGAUGGAGGAGAAGAAGACGGGGUUAAGGCCAAACCCAGAGCCACAACGCGAUCUGCGGCGCGUCUGGAGGCCGAGAAGAACAGACCCACCAAGCCCUCCACUCGAGCCCUGAGCAAAGCCAAGGAGGGAAGCACUCCCAACAAACGAGCAAAAGGACAGGCCUCCACUGCAGCCAAGGGGGCGCGCAAACGUGAUGCCAGCCCCCCAACCCCACGUACCCGAGGGGGGCAGAAAUCAGAGGAGCCCCCCGCCAAACGCACAAAGAGAUGAGGACCCAUAUACCUGUACAUGGACUAUGAAGAAAUGCAUUCAUUGUUUUUAUUAAGUCAUUCACCCUUUGUAAAUAGUUAUUUUAAUUAGAUGCUUCCAAUGGCUCACUCCGUUUUUUUGCUCAUGUGAAAGAUACACAGCCCUGUAUGGGAGAGGAGGUGGUUUCGGUGGGUAGACUGGGCUUGCACAAACAGCAGUUAAAUGUGUUCUUGCCCGUUAUAGUUCCUGUCAAAACAGUUCUCCGUGACUGGGGUCUGACCCUCACGUGACCCUCACGUGACCCUGGUGGAGGCGUUUCUUCUUAUCAGCUGGGGGAGAAAUCACAGAAAGUGCCGUAGGCCAGGUAGCAGCCCCACUCAGAUUACUAUGAGUUGUUGUGUUGAGGUGUUUUUAACUAGACUCCCCAUGGGGUCGUGUUGUGCUUAAACUGAGGCAUUUUGUGACCCCGUUGUGGUGAUCUCUCAACAGAGUCGCGAAGAUCUUGUUCAAGCCAUUUGAAAUAUACAACGUUCGUUUGAAAAUACCAUGUCUGUAUUGACUUAGGUCUCAAGUG